Durusdinium trenchii is the source of this 1032-nucleotide messenger RNA. NCBI's taxonomy places the organism in Eukaryota, Dinophyceae, Suessiales, Symbiodiniaceae. The record is from the annotation of a GenBank genome assembly.
GGAGACUCUUUGCCUGGUUUUCCUUCACCAGACACCUUCGAAUUUCUCGCCCUGCCGCACUUGCAGAAGUUGGCCAUCCCUUCAGUGGAAUGUGUCCAUGACAUCUCGUCAGCCUUGGAUGUCUUGGCGCAGAGGAUGGCUCAUGCAGUAUUCCGCCGAUUCCCAAAGAUGGCUGAGGCUGUGCUCACCAUGACUCAGAAUAUCAUCCAAGAACAGAAGGAUGAGGCAAGGAGAAUAGUGGAAGAGCAGGACCCUGAGUAUCUCACGCAGCAUGGCUCCAUGGAACCUAUGUAUAAGAAUCAGCAGCCUGCGAAGCCAGCUCCGCCUGUUGAGGAGGAAAAGCCCAAGGAGCCAGGAAUGGCAGAGAAAACCCUCAAUCAGGUGAAGGAUGGAAGCAGAGCCGCGUAUCAAAGUGUGAGCACCUUCCUCAAGAAGGACACAGCUUCGGAGAGAAGACAGCCCAGAUAUAGUGGCCCAUUUGUCCAAGAGAUUCGCAAACGGCUAGACUCCUACUUUGAGGUAACUGUCAGAAGUGUUCGGGACUCUGUGCCCAAGGCAAUUGGUUUCUAUUUGGUGAGGGCAGUUCAGGAGAAGCUGCAGUUUGAGCUCCUUAGUGCCUUGAACAAACCUGACAAGCUGUCAGAGAUGUUGGGUGAACCGCCUCACAUCAUGGAGGAAAGGCGCACCUUGCACAACCAACUGCAAGUGUUGCAGAAGGCCAGCGCUGUCCUCACCAGGGACCCCACCUUGGCUGCCAUAGCUUUUGAGGCUGAGGAGGAGGAGCCACUACCCCCAACCAAACCUGCACAGCCAAAGGCAACGCCCGCAUAUGCACAGCCAAGCCCUGCUGUGCCAGCUGUGUCUAAGGCUCCGGUGGUCUCAACCGCCACUGUGUCAGCAACACCUGCUGCGCGGCCUGCAGUCACGGCCGCGCCAAAGCCGGCCAGCGUGUUUGGAGGUACACCCGCUCCCACUGGACGCAACCCUCUCUUUGACGAUGCCAAGCCUCAGCAAAAGAACCUGUUUGACUGA